CCCCAGGCGUACUUCUGCGCUUCACUUCUGACGUGAAAUGUUAAAUAUGUGACGUCAGGACGCAGCGCAAACCUACGUCACGACAAAGUGGUAUGUGUUAGCAACUAACUUAAGAGAGCUUGUACAAUAGUUGAGUAUAUUGAGUAUAUGAGUAUUUCUUUUGAACCUAUUAGUUCAUGGAGACUUACGUCAGUUCGGAGCAUCAAUGAAAGGACGCGGGGUGCCUAACUUCAAUGAGAUGACCAAUUCAAAUCACGCUCUUCCACUAUUUGACUUUGUGACCGCUUUUAAAGCAAAUAGACGGCCAACGGGUAUGUUGUAACGUUUAGUGUUGUCCUAAACGCGGAGGAGGGGAGUGCGUAGUCUCCGGCCGCAAACCCACUUGCUUGUGUCAUUAUCAUGCCGCGUAAAAAUGGGAAAUAUACCACUUUGAUCAUACGAGCUCUAAACGUUAUAGCUCGUGACUAUGAUGUGUUUCUGUGUAGAUAAUUUGAACGUUAUCAAUUCUGACAACAACCCUAAUCUUCUUGGACUACUAAUUAAAUUAUGUUACCCAACAAUUUGAUCCAAACUAAUUGCCACGCAGAACAUCUUGUAUCAGCUAUAAAAACAGCUGGACAGUUUCUAUAGUCUUGGAGUGCAUCUCUGAAGGUUGCGGUGAACAAGUUCAUGAGUAGUGUUCCAGUCAAUUUUCCCAGUAGGUCAGAAAUAUAUGGCUCCCUAGAGUUCUGCAAUGUAGAAAUAGGUACAGUAAAACACGUGACCAUCUUAUUCAAAUAAGUAUGUGUUCAAAUGUUUGAAGCUACUAUUGGAAGCAACACGGUCUCAACAACAAAUAGUGCGGCAAAUGAUGAAUCCUUGAUGUUUCUGUCAAGACUAUGUUGUUACAUUUGAGACCCCACUCACACUCAAAGGUCUUAGGACCUAAAGCCUGACCCUCUCCAAGAGAGGCCUGUGCAUGUUUCCCCUCUUCAUUCUCCUCCUCGCCAAGGCGUGGAGCUACGAGGCCCCCAAGGAAAAGCAGGAUGUGUUUGCAAAAAAAGCCUGCCCGGCUUUCCUGCUCUUCUUCAACACCGCCUACCAGGCAGGGGCCACAGUGGAGCUGCCGUGCCACUGUAAGCCCGAAGAGAUCCAGUCAGUCGUUUGGUUCUUCAGGAAGCACCAGUCCAAAUCAGAAGAGACCAGAGCCCUGACCGAUUACCAUGGGAACAAGUUGCUGGACUCCAGUCGAAUUCCCCACAGUGCCGACCUGCGGAGUCGCUUCUCAAUUCGUCUCUUCAGCCUUUUGAUCUUUCGAACAGCUGUGGACGACUCUGGUGUUUAUAUCUGCGGAUCGGCUCAGGGCGACUACUUCUACGCCUAUGAUCUGGACAUCCAGGAGGUGCAGAAGCUCAGCUUCACAUCAAGACUCACUCCUGAAAGUAAGAGCAACUCGAUGGAAAACGUAAAGGGACAAAGAUCUGGUCAGCUGCUCUACCAAGUCUUCACCACUUUCCGUCCAUGGUCACGGUGCGAUCGCUGUGGCAUGCAGGGCGAGCAGGUCAGAGUGGGGCUCUGCUACGUCCGCUCCCGGUUCCUGCACGUGCGCUACAGGCGGGUCAACCACACCGUGUCGUCCUGCGGCUCAGGGGCGGUGCCUCAGGCAUUCAGCCACCUGAAGCAAAGCAGAGCUGGAGCCAGGCUGGAGGUGAGAAGCUGCCAUGUGACUUGUCCAACAGAAGCGCCACCCCCUUCCAAACUGGAUAAAAUUAUGGCAUUUGUGGGGCACAGUUCUGAUUCCAUGAAGACACAGGAGAUACAGGUUUCCUACCUGAACCACCCAGCGGACCAAAUCCUUAUCCUCGGCUGCCCAGGGGCACAGCCAUACAUGGCAGUGGCGUGGGACAGAGGAUCUGUGCCCAUUUAUCGAUCACACAGUUUGGUAGGACAGGAUGCAAGCAUCACGUCUCCAAGGCUUCAAAUUGAUGCUGGACAUCAUCUGGUCUUCACUCCUGCUCAGCUUCAGGACUCUGGUGUCUACUACUGCUGGCUGAAGGGGCGCCGUGUGGCUGAGAUACACCUGCUGGUCUACCCCCAUUUCAGGCCGGGCAUGUUCUUCACAUCUCAUCCAGACUUGCCCUUAGCCUUGGCGAUAGUUUUAAAAUCAUAUGCUGCCAUGACAGGAGUGUUCUGCCUGUUGCUCCUCCUUCGAGUCUGCAUUAGACAGCUGCGGAGGGACACACAUGUCGACCGAACUUAAUCAAGGUGAAACUUUUUAGUUUGAAUUUUAUUUGUAUUGAAUAAAAUCAUCAAGUUUUGAAAGACAUUA
Phycodurus eques (leafy seadragon) is the source of this 2308-nucleotide messenger RNA. Its product is annotated as Ig-like V-type domain-containing protein FAM187A. The transcript has 5 exons. NCBI's taxonomy places the organism in Eukaryota, Metazoa, Chordata, Actinopteri, Syngnathiformes, Syngnathidae. The record is from RefSeq and is a predicted model, not a curated record. Bases 959 to 2239 code for a protein of 426 amino acids.